Stegastes partitus (bicolor damselfish) is the source of this 2108-nucleotide messenger RNA. Its product is annotated as ras-specific guanine nucleotide-releasing factor RalGPS1. Gene Ontology annotation, cellular component: plasma membrane. The transcript has 20 exons. The coding region runs from base 172 to 1914 and encodes 580 amino acids. Gene Ontology annotation, molecular function: guanyl-nucleotide exchange factor activity. The record is from RefSeq and is a predicted model, not a curated record. NCBI's taxonomy places the organism in Eukaryota, Metazoa, Chordata, Actinopteri, Pomacentridae. Gene Ontology annotation, biological process: Ras protein signal transduction.
UCUCGAUUGGUUUUCAUGUGGACUCAUAUUGUCGUCUCUGACAACGCAGCAGCAGCAGCAGCAGAUCGGAGGACUCUCCUGGUGAAAGGCAUGGAUGAGAGGUUAUGUGUGCUCCCCAGCUAAAGGCCUCUGCUGCCCUUCCCUGUGCAUCCCACCAGUCCCUCUGUGAGCAUGUAUCGCAGGAACGGGCUCUCAGAUGGCACCAGCAUCAAUUCAGUCACCUCAGAGGCCAGCAGCAGCUCUGAGUCUCUGGAUGGACCUUGUGUGGACUAUGCCAAGAGUUACGAUGCAGUCGUCUUUGAUGUACUUAAGGUGACACCUGAGGAGUUCGCUAGCCAAAUCACCCUGAUGGAUGCACCAGUCUUUAAAGCGAUACAGCCAGAGGAGCUGGCCAGCUGUGGAUGGAAUGGGAAGGAGAAACACAGUUUGGCCCCCAAUGUGGUUGCAUUCACACGUAGAUUCAAUCAGGUGAGCUUUUGGCUGGUGAGAGAAAUCUUAACUGCCCAGACGCUGAAAAUCCGAGCAGAAAUACUGAGCCAUUUUGUCAAAAUUGCAAAGAAACUGUUGGAGCUGAACAACCUUCAUUCUCUGGUGUCAGUGGUGUCCGCUCUGCAAAGUGCUCCCAUCUUCAGACUUAGCAAAACCUGGGCAUUAGUCAGUCGAAAAGACAGGGCUACAUUUGAGAAGCUAAACUAUCUGACAUCCAAGGAAGAGAACUACACCCGCAUGAGAGAAUACAUCCGUUCCCUGAAGAUGGUGCCCUGUAUUCCUUACCUUGGGAUCUACUUGUUGGACAUGAUCUACAUCGACUCAGCCUAUCCUGCAUCUGACAGUAUCAUAGAAACGGAGCAGCGGACUAAUCAGAUGAAUAACCUUCUGAGAGUCAUCUCCGACCUGCAAAUGUCAUGUAACUAUGAUUACUUGGUGACUUUGCCACAUGUCCAGAAGUACUUGUUGUCAGUUCGCUACAUCGAGGAACUCCAGAAAUUUGUAGAGGACGACAACUUCAAGCUGUCUCUGAAGAUUGAACCCGGCAGCAGUUCCCCUCGCAUCGCUUCUUCUAAAGAAGACCUGGCAGGUCUGUCUGAAGUAUCUGUCUCUAUGAGGUAUAACCGACGGCCUACCUGCCCUGACGCCUCCGUAGGGGUUCAUAUUUCCACUCCCCCCCCUUCCCACCACAGGAAGAGCCAUAGUCUGGGAAACAAUAUGAUGUGUCAGUAUGGCAUGUCAGAGAGCAGGAGUGCGACUUUCCCCAUAGAGAAAGCACGACACCUGCUGGACGACAGCUUCUUAGAAUCUCAGAGUCCAGUCAGAAAUGACCCGCACAGUACAUCUGUGUCCAACGGCCUGUCAUUAGGCAGCAGUGAGAGCUCGUUUGGGGAGGAGCUGUCACCUGGAAUGGAGAGGGGCCGUAUGUACGCAACACUGGGCCCCAACUGGAGGGUCCCGCUUCGCAACUCUCCCAGGACCCGCAGCUACAUUUACAGCUCCACUGCUACCAACACUUGCUAUGGAUGCAGCGAUUCGAGCAAUGUAACCAUUGAAGGACCCCUGCGAAGGAAAACAAUGCUGAAGGAGGGACGAAAGCCCAAGUUGUCAUCAUGGACCAGAUUUUGGAUCACUUUGUCUGGGUCAACACUGACAUUCUAUGGGGCAAAAGCAUUGAGAGCCUCUGAGAGGAAACAUUACAAGUCAAGCCCCUGUAAGAAGGUAUGUGUGACUGGAUGGAUGGUGGUGUUGCCGGAUGACCCAGCCAGACCCAACAUCUUCCACCUCAAUGACCCAGACAAAGGCAAUGUUUACAAGUUCCAGACUGGAUCCAGGUUUUCAGCAAUCAUCUGGCACAAAAACCUGGAAGAGGCUUGUAGGAGCAGUAGACCUCAGAUACCAGCAAACCUCAUGUCAUUCGAAUGAGAGCAGACUUUACCCAGCAGGACAUUACUGUGCCAAACCCAUUUGUUUGGGAAGUAUUGACUCAAUGAUCAAACACAAAGGAAAUGGUGGUAUCUACUUAAAUGGGAGCAACAAGAAGCAUCUAACACUGCAGCAGAAGCUCUGUGCCACUGGACAUGUGGCUGUAACACCAACACACCUGCUGUGUUCUUUAC